Molecule: messenger RNA, 575 nt
Organism: Globicephala melas (long-finned pilot whale)
Lineage: Eukaryota; Metazoa; Chordata; Mammalia; Artiodactyla; Delphinidae
Gene: GPHA2
Product: glycoprotein hormone subunit alpha 2
Biological process (GO): cell surface receptor signaling pathway
Cellular component (GO): extracellular region
Molecular function (GO): hormone activity; thyrotropin-releasing hormone receptor binding
Source: RefSeq, a predicted model, not a curated record
AGCACCGCCUGGAGACCAGCAGGAGGCCAGAGGAGCCACUCAACAAGCCACUCAGCUCCUGGGCCUUGGAAGUGAUGCCCAUGGCGUCCCCCCAAACCCUGCUCCUCUGCCUGCUGGUCCUGGUGGUCACUGAAGGCCAGGGUCAACAGGCAGCCAUCCCAGGCUGCUACUUGCACUCCUUCAAUGUGACGGUGCGAAGUGACCGGCAAGGCACCUGCCAGGGCUCCCAUGUGGCACAGGCCUGUGUGGGCCACUGCGAGUCCAGCGCCUUCCCUUCCCGUUACUCGGUGCUGGUGGCCAGUGGCUAUCGACAUAACAUCACCUCCGUCUCUCAGUGCUGCACCAUCAGCAGCCUGAGGAAGGUGAGGGGGCCCAGCUCGGUGGUGCUUGUUGCGGGUAGGGGAGACAGAGGAGAUGGGGAUCUAAGAUGGCCUGAGGAAGGGGACUGGAACAGACACCCACCUCUCCCACAGGUGAAGGUGCAGCUGCAUUGUGGGGGGGACCGGAGGGAGGAGCUGGAGAUCUUCACGGCCAGGGCCUGCCAGUGUGACAUGUGUCGCCUCUCGCGCUACUAG